GUGUGCGCCGCGGUAGCUUCUAUUGAUCACCGCGAGAGAGCGCGCGCGAUGUCUUCUUAUCGUGCGUAUGAGAGUGGGAGGGGUGCUGUUGCUAUAGGAACAGACAAAAACCGCUGCGUGAAGAAGCAUUAGGCACGAUCGGUACGUGUAGAAGCAGUCCACGAGCGUUAUACGAAUACCACUUAGAAACACACACACACAUAUCGUUUGAGGUAGAUUCAUUGAGACCAUGGGUUUGAGGUGGAAGACUGAAAUUAAGAACAGAAGAUAGCCUUUCACACAACUGGCGUUUCAUUCAUUGUUAUCAAGUUCGUGGUUACAUCGUUCCUCUCCAGAAAGCAUCUAUUAACCUAUGUACGAAGCGAACAAGGCAACGUAGAAUAACAGGAUUUAAAGAUCCCUUUCGUUCCCACUGUAUUCAUUAUGGAUCCUCAAUAAUCCAUGUAAGACCUAAGAAUUCUGUCUAACGAUACGUCUAACUUCCCACGAGUUCCUCAUGUCCUCCCUCUGUUUCUUAUGUGAGCUUCCAAUUCUAAGCCACCAACCUUGGGGCACGUGGCCAGCAAGUUCUUCUGAAGACAGUGACGAAGAGUUUGCUGACGAACUGGAAAUAGAUUUCCCAAUACCGUUGGCCGGAGGACUUGAAGAGCUUGUUGCUAGAGGCAACGUGUUCCACGAAGAAUGUUUGACUUGCGACUCUUGUGGUGUCCUUCUGGCCGAUUUCAAUUUUUGCGAAGCUAGAAGGUUUCACAAUAGGAUCUACUGUCAGAUACACUAUGCCGAUGUUGCCGGCCUUGCUAGAGGAGAAGAAUUAAUGCAGAAGCUCAGGCGUUUCAAGAAGCAGAGCCACGGCUGUGCUGAAGCUAGACGAAAAAGCUCUACAACUCUGAUAUUCCCUGUCCCUCCUCAAGCGUGUCCCGGCAGUCCCUGCAGGUGUCAUCCCCACUUCAUCAAAGCCACGCCUGGCUAUUGGAUAGAAUGCAGCGGAGAAGACAUUUCAGACUUUGGGGAGUUAUCCCGAAACGCAGAGGAAGAAGAAGAUGACGGUGAAGGGUUCUGUAAAGGAAGUCAACGACGUGCCAGCUCCACAGAGAAUGACGUCUUUCAAUUAACUUCAAUCGAAGAGGAGACCUACGAAAAACACUUCUAUGGGACAGAACACUGGAACUACUUCACGAACGACGAAGACCUGGGGCCAGUGGUCCUAAGUUUUAAACAGGAGAACAUCACCAACAGAGACCAAUUUAGAGCAAGGCCACUUUGGGCUAUCUGCUGCGUCCACCGCGGGGAAUCGAGCCCCGGAUUUUAGCGUUGUAAGUCUGUAGACUUACCGCUUUCCCAUCGGGGGACAAAAUGGGGUAAUUUGUUAAACAAUAUUUAUGUAUUUCAGCGGAAUUGAAUGAAAUUAUCUGAUAUAAUUAAGAUAUAUUGAUAUCAAUAUAAUCAUUUUACCUUGUAGAUGUUGACUUGUUUAUAGAUGUUGACUAGUUUAUAGAUGUUGACUAGUUUAUAGAUGUUGACUUGUUAUUAGAUGUUGACUUGUUUAUAGAUGUUGACUUGUUAUUAGAUGUUGACUUGUUUAUAGAUGUUGACUUGUUAUUAGAUGUUGACUAGUUUAUAGAUGUUGACUUGUUAUUAGAUGUUGACUUGUUUAUAGAUGUUGACUUGUUUAUAGAUGUUGACUUGUUAUUAGAUGUUGACUAGUUUAUAGAUGUUGACUUGUUAUUAGAUGUUGACUAGUUUAUAGAUGUUGACUUGUUAUUAGAUGUUGACUAGUUUGUUAUUGGAAAACUUUCUUUCACAGAUAAAGAUCCAUCAACUUUUUUUAUUUUUAAUUUCCAUACAAUAAAAUUAAUAUUUUGUAACAAAGGCUUCGGUGACUAGAAGAGCACUGUGUUUUUUCUGUUAAUGUAACCUUAUACAUGUCAUGAUGAAGAAAAUAAAGAUAGCUGUAGCAAACAAUAAAUAUUGUCUAAAUCAGAACACUCAGAUACAAAUAAUUACCUUACAUUUCAUUCAGUAGCUCCCCCCUUCCCCCAGAUAACCCAUCGUGUAGCUUUGUGCUUAAUUACAAACAAACAAACAUUCAGUAACUGCCUUCUCUCCCAGUGGCACCGUUGUGCCUGUGGAGUUACAACGCUAAAAACCGGGUUUCGAUACCCGUGGUGGGCAGAGCAC
Molecule: messenger RNA, 2178 nt
Organism: Limulus polyphemus (Atlantic horseshoe crab)
Lineage: Eukaryota; Metazoa; Arthropoda; Merostomata; Xiphosura; Limulidae
Exons: 3
Coding region: 497-1309 (270 amino acids)
Biological process (GO): activation of GTPase activity; regulation of small GTPase mediated signal transduction
Cellular component (GO): cytoplasm
Molecular function (GO): GTPase activator activity
Source: RefSeq, a predicted model, not a curated record